Phytomonas sp. Hart1 is the source of this 642-nucleotide messenger RNA. The record is from the annotation of a GenBank genome assembly. NCBI's taxonomy places the organism in Eukaryota, Euglenozoa, Kinetoplastea, Trypanosomatida, Trypanosomatidae.
AUGGAGGCUCAUUUAGUGUCCCGUGGCAUUGCCACCAAUGGUAGGAUCACCAACGAAGACCGACGGUGGUGGCUUAUUCACCUUGAGUGUGCACCGGAUAUCACACCGGGAACAUUUGUGUCAUGGUUAGACUGUUGUGGCACACACACAACCAAAAAACUUAUUGAACGCAACAUCUGGACUAUUGAGCAAGUUUCCGAGCUUGAUUCCGACGAGGUCGACGAACUGAAGUACAAAGAAGGAUGCCUAAAGAUGGAUAUAACUUGGGAGCACGCACGUACCAUCAUUACCCCGUUGCGCCAUCGAAUGAAGGGCACUGGGGUUGAGUCUGAGUUCCAGAAUCGCAUCCUGGAGUUACGCAAGAAGCGGGAGUUGGAGCGAAAACGCGAGGAGAUUAUCCAGGAGAGAUCCGUCAUAAGUGACAGGCGAAAUGAAAUGCUGCAGAAGCUGCGUGAGACCAUUGCCUCUAAAAAGGCUGAGCUUCGGAAAAAGAUGGAGGAGCAGCAGGCAUCAGCACAGGCUGCCAUUUCUAGUGAUACUGGCUUAACCACCGACGAGGAAAAUAUCCAGGAGGACUCUGUUAGUGCGGCGACGGAUCGAAUGAGAACGGUCAUUGAGGGUGACCGUCUUGAUGACCAUUGA